This is a messenger RNA of Ctenocephalides felis (cat flea), 3117 nucleotides long. RefSeq lists its product as uncharacterized. The record is from RefSeq and is a predicted model, not a curated record. Lineage: Eukaryota; Metazoa; Arthropoda; Insecta; Siphonaptera; Pulicidae. Gene Ontology annotation, biological process: proteolysis. Gene Ontology annotation, molecular function: aspartic-type endopeptidase activity. The transcript has a single exon. Bases 1 to 3117 code for a protein of 1038 amino acids.
AUGGCGGAUGUGGAAUCACUAGAAGGUACUUACAAAAUGAUUAAAGCGUCAUUUGAUGCAAUUCACAAGUUUAUAGCAGAAUUCUGUGAGGGUGAUAAUAUUAAGGCACUUUCAGUUCGAAAACAGAAACUUGUGGAACGAUGCCAUAGUUGGGAUGAGACAUAUGUACAGCUUAAUAGUAUUUCCCCAGGUGUGUACACUACAGAAUAUUUAAGGUACUCUGAUUUAUAUUUCGAUAUGAUGGCGGAUAUUGAAACUAUUAUUGACCGCCAUCAAAAACCGGCUACAAAAUCAUCUAACACUUUGAUGGAUGUGAAAUUGCCAGACAUUGUCUUACCUAAAUUCAAUGGGGAAUAUAGUGAAUGGACAGCAUUCAUUGACAUUUUUAAUUCGCUGAUCCACAAUAAUUCAAAGCUUUCACCUGUACAGAAAUUGCACUAUUUGAAAGGUGCUCUCACUUCGUCGGCAUUUGAAUUAAUCUCUACAAUAAGUAUCACGAAUGAAAAUUAUGAAAUAGCAUAUAAUUUAGUUGUGAAAACCUUCAGUAAUAAAUUAUUGAUCAUCAAUGCUCAUUUGCAGAGCAUUGAAAACAUUCGAAGUAUUCACAAAGGCUCAUUUGAAAAUUUGAGAGCCCUUUUAAAUGGUGUAAGGCAACAGGUGCAAUCUUUAAAAGCUUUCUUUGAACCCGCAGAGCAUUGGGACAUUGUCUUGCUGCAUAUGUUGAGCAGAAAGCUUGACAGUAGUACGAAGGUGGCUUGGAAUCUGUCUCGAGCGUCAGGGCAGUUACCUACAUUGGUUGAGUUCUUUACAUUUCUUGAACUUAGGGUAACUGCUCUUGAGCAUUCGUGUAGUUCAGACAGCAAACCAACCAUCACGAAGUCAGUUCACACAAUUGUCAAGAAACCUGCUCAAUUAUGCUCUCAUUGCAAGGAAGAUGACCAUAUGCUCUAUCAGUGCUCUUCCUUUAAGGCACUUGAUAUUAAGGCACGCAAAGCCUUUAUUAAUAAACUUUCCAUCUGCUCGCGUUGUUUGGCUUCUCGGCAUAAUGUGGCUAAAUGCAAAUUCAAAUAUACGUGUACAAAAUGUAAAGAACCACACAAUGCUCUGUUGCAUGAGGAAUCUGAGCCCAAGCCCAGUACUUCUAGUAGCACAGUAUGUAUGGCCAGUACAGGAAUGCAGACUUUGUUGUCAACGGUUUCUCUUGUUGUUAUUGACUCAGAUGGAUCCCAACAUAAGGUACGGGCUUUGCUUGAUAGUGGCUCGCAAAUUAAUUUAAUAACGACUUCCUUACUUGCCAAGUUAAAAUGCCCGGUCAGCUCGUCAUUUCAUAAGUUAAGUAUGUUGCAGGGGCAGAGUGUGCUUUGUGAUAAGUCUGUCAAGCUGACUAUAAAAUCAAGGUUAGGAGUCUUUGCGCGCACUAUCAAUUGUGUGGCUGUAGACAAAAUUACACAAUUGUUACCGUCUGCUUAUAUAGAGUAUGAUGGCUGGAAGAUUCCAGACCAUGUUUCGCUGGCAGACCCCAUGUUUAACGUUCCAGGUGCAGUUGAUAUGCUGAUUGGAGUUGAACUAUAUUUUGAAGUUUUGCAGCAGGGGUGCAUUCGCUUAGGAAAUCAUCUUCCCAUUCUUAGGAAAAGUUGCUUCGGGUGGCUGAUUUCUGGUGUUUACACAUCAGAAAUGCAGAGCAGUGCACAUGUUGGCUUCAUUUCCAAUGAAGAUCUUCAUGAUAGUCUGACAAAGUUCUGGCAGUUAGAGGAGGUAUCCUCUAAUUAUACAAUGACUGGGUCAGACAAAGCAUGUGAGGAUGAUUUCAUUGCAAAUGUAGCUAGACUUGAGAAUGGGCAGUUUGAGGUGGCUUUGCCAUUUGUAGAUAACCAAAUAGAUAAGCUGGGGUCGUCAUUCGCUGUUGCCAAAUAUAAAUUUUUGAACCUGGAGAGGCGGUUUGCCAAGGACAAUGCCUUGUUCACGGCCUACUCUAAUUUUGUUAAAGCUUACAUCGACUUAGGUCAUGCUGAGGAGAUGGUGCUGACACUGGAGGAAGCUGCUAAGAAUAAGUACUAUUUUUUGCCGCAUCAUCCAGUGGUCAAAGAUAAUAACUUUGACAAAAUUAGGGUAGUGUUUGACGCAUCGGCCAAGUCAACUUCAGGCAUAUCUCUAAAUAAUAUUCUGCACACAGGACCGAAGCUGCAACAAGAUUUAUUUUCUAUUCUAGUUCGCUUUAGGUGUCAUCAAUUUGUUUUUGUGGCAGAUAUUAUAAAAAUGUAUCGGCAAAUAAGAGUCAGGGAAGCAGACCAAAAUUAUCAAAUUAUCCUAUGGAGGGAAACACCCCAGGACACCCUAAAAUUCUUUAAAUUGACUACAGUGACUUAUGGCACUGCUAGCGCCCCGUAUUUAGCUAUGCGCUGUUUGAAGAUGCUUGCGCAAAAUAAUAUGACAACAUUCACACAGGCAGCGCUGGCUAUAGAAGGGGACUGCUAUGUAGAUGACAUAAUCACUGGAGCAGAUUCAGCUGUCGAAUUAGUUAGGUUGCAAAGGGAUGUUGUUGAACUUUUAGGUAAAGGAGGCUUUUCCUUACAUAAAUGGUCUAGCAAUUGUAGAGAAGUGUUGAGGUCAGUACCUAAAGAAAAUCAAAGUUCUGCCAUGGCGUUAUUUUCUGAGGUAGACACUGUCAAAACCCUCGGUCUUGCAUGGAACCCCUCUCAGGAUUGCUUCAAAAUUUUGCAUGUUAAGGUAGGGGAGACGGAGGUUAGAAAGGGUUUUGACACAAAACGGUCGGUACUGUCCACCAUUGCACAGAUCUAUAAUCCCAUUGGUCUUAUUUCUCCAGUAUCUGUGACAGCUAAGUUGAUUAUGCAGGAGUUGUGGAGGCAGAAUCUUGGCUGGGAUGAGUCUUUGCCACAAGAAUUGCAAGAUAGAUGGGUACUGUUCAAAAGGCAUCUCGCUGAUUUGGACAACCUUAUCAUCCCACGAAAGAUCUUUGAUUCAAUUCCUGUGACGAUCCAAUGUCAUGGAUUUUCAGAUGCAUCAUUAUAUAUGCAUAUGGUGCUUGUAUAUACCUUCGAGCUACCUAUGCAAAUGGCACAACGUCUUCGAGAUUGCUUUGCUCGAAGUCUAAGGUAG